Molecule: messenger RNA, 1726 nt
Organism: Scomber japonicus (chub mackerel)
Lineage: Eukaryota; Metazoa; Chordata; Actinopteri; Scombriformes; Scombridae
Product: DNA-binding protein Ikaros-like
Exons: 8
Coding region: 61-1653 (530 amino acids)
Biological process (GO): regulation of transcription by RNA polymerase II
Molecular function (GO): RNA polymerase II cis-regulatory region sequence-specific DNA binding; DNA-binding transcription factor activity
Source: RefSeq, a predicted model, not a curated record
CUACUGUGAGAGUGAUUCUCCUCCGGGUGCUGAGCAAGACAAGCAGAACACGUUUUCAUCAUGAACACAGACAAACAACCUGAACCUGGAUUUACCCCCUCAGAGGAAGACGAUGUUGGACGUGAUGUUGAAGAUGCAAAGUCAAAGGAAGAGGAAGAAGAGAGGGAGGAUAAGUCAUUCAGCGAGAAUGGAAUACAGUGUGCUAAAGGUACGAUAAAGACAGAGGCUGAAGAGAUGGAUGAUAACGAGCAGUACUCCAAGACCGAAAAAGAACAAGAGAUUGUACCAAAAGAGGAAGCGGAAGGGGGCAGCGAGGACGGGAUGGAGGAAGGAUUUGACGAAGAGAGGACAGAGGAGGACGAGGAAGAGGAGAGGGACGGGGAGGGGGACGAAGAAGGGGACAAUCUGAACGAGCCGCAGGACCUGUCCCUUGUAGACUACUCACGCUACGACGGCGCCGGCCUGACGGACGCCCACGCGACGGCAGCGGAUGAAGGGGCCUACGUGCCUGGAGCAGUGGCCCCCCGCAUCCAGACGACAGGCAAGCUCAAUUGUGACAUCUGUGGCCUGUCCUGCGUCAGCAUCAACGUACUGCUGGUGCACAAACGCAGCCACACGGGUGAGAGGCCAUUCCACUGCAGUCAGUGUGGGGCCUCCUUCACCCAGAAGGGAAACCUGCUUCGCCACAUCAAACUGCACUCCGGGGAGAAGCCUUUCAAAUGCCCCAUGUGCAGCUACGCCUGCCGUAGACGUGACGCUCUGAGCGGGCACCUGCGCACCCAUUCUGUAGAAAAACCGUUCAAGUGCAACCAUUGCAGUCGCAGCUACAAGCAGCGAAGCUCCCUAGAAGAGCACCGAGAGAGGUGCCAUGUGUUCAUCCAGAGCAAAGGUGCUGCUGAAAGAGCUGAGGACGGCCACACAUCUAGAACUCAGAUGGGCACCGAGCGCGCUCUGCUGCUCGACAGGCUCGCCAGCAACGUAGCCAAACGGAAGAGUUCGAUGCCACAGAAGUUCACCGGCGACAACGGUGUCUGUCUGGACUUGAGCUUUAAUAGGGAGCUUGUCGCCCGAACUGACGUCAAAGAGUCUCAUCCGGGCUCCCCGGGGCCUGACUCCCACCAUCAACAACAAUCCAUGCUCACAGACGGUGACCCGGCCCCCUCCCACAGGCCCUACCCCAUCCCAUUAAGCCGCAACGAUAUCAGCCCCAUGGGCCUCACCAACGGCCACAAGAUGGGCAUGCCUCUCCUCGGCCUCCACCACGCCGCCCAGCCACCCCUCGGCAUGGACUCAUUCCACACUGACGGUUCCCAGAUGUCCCAGCCCGUCAUGUACAGCUUAGGGCACCUGCUGGGGGGGAUGAACCACCAGAACGGCGUCCCUCACCCGCAUGCCCAGCCCAUCCCUUUGUCCCCUCUGGAGGCUUUGAGGGUGGUGAGGGCGGACGGAGAGGGUGGAGCGUUGCCCGGGGCAGUGUACCCCUGCGGCCAUUGCAGGGUGAUCUUUCUGGACUAUGUCAUGUUCACCAUCCACAUGGGUUGCCACGGCUUCCGUGACCCACUGGAGUGCAACGUGUGUGGCCACCGCAGUAGGGACCGUUAUGAGUUCUCUUCACAUAUAGCCCGCGGUGAACACCGUCUAGAACUGAAGUAGCUUCCAUUCAUGCAGACGUUCACAUGCUUAUACACACAUAUGUUCACACAGAUAACACUGUAUCAGCACACAC